AUGAAGAACGCAGACGACGAGGUGGAUGGCACGGAAGAUGCGCGCCAGAACAAGGAGGAGGAGAAGAAGAAGGCGACGACGACGAAGAGCGAGGAUGAUGCGAAGGAGAAGAGGAAAGGCAAGAAGAGGAAGAGGGCGGAGGGCCAGGAGGAAACAGACGGAGAAGCAGCCGACGCUGAUGAAGCGGGCAAGAAGACGAAGAAGACGAAGAAGCCGAAGCGGAGGAAGACGAGCGACGAAGGCACCACACCUCCGCCGAGCGAGCAACCGAAAGAAGAAGAGGCGAAAAAGAAGAAAACGAAGACGAAGAACAAGAAGAAGGAGAAGCUGUAG
Acanthamoeba castellanii str. Neff is the source of this 333-nucleotide messenger RNA. RefSeq lists its product as uncharacterized. The coding region runs from base 1 to 333 and encodes 110 amino acids. The transcript has a single exon. The record is from RefSeq and is a predicted model, not a curated record. NCBI's taxonomy places the organism in Eukaryota, Discosea, Longamoebia, Acanthamoebidae.